Messenger RNA from Didymella exigua CBS 183.55, 1324 nucleotides. RefSeq lists its product as uncharacterized. Bases 43 to 1158 code for a protein of 371 amino acids. The record is from RefSeq and is a predicted model, not a curated record. The transcript has 3 exons. NCBI's taxonomy places the organism in Eukaryota, Fungi, Ascomycota, Dothideomycetes, Pleosporales, Didymellaceae.
AAGGCUUCCAACCAACUUUACGAUGCAGCACAAUAUACUGCUAUGUCAACAUCGCAAGCAGAUGUAAUGCAGCGUCAGGCCGUCACGCCACCCCUAAGGUUCACAGAUCAGCCUUUGACGCCUCCAUUGACCGACAAGAAGCCAUUUACGGAGGCGCCUCGCGUUAUCGCACUUUUUAGACAAAUCCACUCAGGAAGUAUCGUUGAGCGAGACACACGGACAGAGUUUCAGCUUGUAGAUGGAGAGUACGAUCAGAUAGAAAGUACGCUUCAACAAGACGAUGUGCUUUCGGGAUACGUGGAAGAGAAGAUACGGUAUGACUACGACGGAGAUACACGCAAAUUAGUCGUUCGCAUGCCUACCGAGAUACACGAACGCUUCAUCGACGCAGUGGAGGAUGAUAUUCGAAGCCAGCUGAAAACAAUACAGAACGGAUCAGGCAAGAAGUCUGAAUUCGCGCAGAAACUGCAUUCAGCUCGAUCGACUGAAAUACGGUUCGACGCCAGCGCUUUGUCUAGCAGAUCGAAGUACGAGCCAGACGCGUCAUUUAGGCAUAAAGGCGCCAAAUAUCCAGGCGUUAUCGUCGAAGUCGCAUACUCGCAGAAGAAGUCGUGCCUAGGCCGAUUAGCUGAGAAUUACAUCCUGGAUUCCGACGCCAGCGUGCGGGCUGUCGUAUGCGUACAUAUUGAGUAUGGCAACAAGGAAUCACGCAAAGCAACAUUAUCGGUCUGGCGACCCGAACUGGUCACUACUGAUGACGGAUUUGAAUUGCGAGCUGUAGAAGAGGUCGCAGAUGAGGCUUUCCGUGACGAAGAAGGAAAGGCCGUAAAUGGGCCUGGCCUACGGCUCCGCCUCAGCGAAUUCACCUACGAAGGACUUGCCCAGAAAGAGAUGGGCAAGGAAGACACAUUCAUCUGCAUUCCUGGGUCAAAACUCUGCGAAUAUCUUAAUGCGGCAGAUAGCAGAGAAGAGCAAGUACUGGGCAAGCAUGUAUUUGCCAAGGAGGUCAAGAAGCGGAAACGGUCAGCAACCCCACCCGAAGAGAUUGGAGCAGGUGAUGAAGCAAGAUACGCCGAGGAUGAGGAGAGAGCGGCGAAGCGCGCGGAUUAUGACAUAGAUUAUCAGGAUAAAUCAUCAACCAAGAGCCUCUCAGACUAGAUAACUAUUGUUGUUUAUGAAGGCUUCAAUUGCGUCACAGCAACGCAUGAAGAAUCGUGACUAUGCUGUCCGCCUCUCCUGUAGUUCACGGUGUCGUGUUGCCUUAUGCAUCUCCAUUUGCUUCAUCGUGCCCUGCCCCUGAUCACCUUUCCAGUGGCAUCUCUAA